AUGAUAGAUUUGACGAGGAGUGAGCAGAGGUUAUGUGAGGUGUUGAAUGGGUGUACGGCGGAGUUGCGAACGUCGGAUAGUGCACUGCGUCAGCUAGAGCUGCGUAUAGCUGGUGGGUGGGUGCGUGACAAGCUGCUUGGAAAGCCGUCCGACGACAUAGAUGUGGCCAUAACCCCAAUGAAUGGGCUACCAUUCGCUGAGGCGUUGGCAAAGUAUAUCGAAGCACACGCUGUGCACGAUAUCAGCGAUAGUGGCACGCCCGAAAAACCCACCAAGAUAUCCAUAGCACGCAUAAACGCUAACCCCGACCAAAGCAAACAUCUCGAAACAGCGAGGAUGAAAUUCCUGGGGUACGAGGUAGAUUUCGUCAAUCUACGCUCAGAGACGUACGCAACGGGCAGUCGUAUCCCUCAGAUGAACCUGGGGACGGCGGAGGAAGAUGCGUUACGACGUGACAUCACGAUCAAUGCGCUGUUUUACAACAUCCAUACGCGACAAGUGGAGGAUUACACUGGGCGUGGUGUGCAAGAUCUAGAGAGAGGUCUCGUACGCACGCCUUUGCACCCCGCUACCACUUUCGCUGACGACCCCCUUCGCGUUCUUCGUUGCAUCCGAUUCGCUACUCGUUACGGCUUUGCUCUCGAUCAGGAGAUUAUACUCGCCGCUAGACACGGCGAUAUUCGAAAAGGCGUAUGUGAGAAUGUCUCGCGCGAGCGCAUCGGUAUCGAGGUGGAUAAAAUGCUUAAUUCAUCCCGCCCACUCAGCGCACUGGAGAACCUGGCACAUACGCAGAUGCACGACGUGGUGUUUGGGUGGAGUGUGGGUGUGGAGGAUGUUAGGCAAGGUAGAGAAGAAAAUAUACAGUCACUGCGAUCCUCAUCAGCCUCAUAUGCGGUGGCUGGCGGACACAUCCUGCACCUUCUGCUGCACGCGCCGCACACACUUGGGCUGAGCACAGCGGUGAGUGAGCAGUUCAGCGCAGUGCUCCACGAUGCCACACUCACCCGCCGUCUAUGGAUGGCAGUUGCGCUCCUUCCCUAUUUCGGCAAGGCAGUGCGCGAGAAGAAGAAGGAGGUGAGUGCACCCGCGUCCAUCAUCAGCAAUGGGCUCAAACUGGGCAAUGCGGAGAGAAGUCAUGUGGAUAAUCUUGUGCAGGCGUGCGCGCAGCUGGAGAGAGAUGUGCGGAGUGUGGAUAAAAGCGACAGGGUAGCUGUCGCGUGUGCUUUACGGAGUGGUCACAUUCAUCGUCCGGUACAAGGCACACAUUGGAAUGCUUCUCUACUUUUCGCUCUCACUAAGGAACUCGCAGAGCCGUUUUACGCAGGUGGUUGCACAGACGACGCUUUGAAGGCUGGGGAAAUCACCAGCAUUGUUGGCACAUACAAUUCUUUUACGCAGGCUGCUCUCGACAUGCUUCAACUCCCACAUGAACUUGAGUCGAGACCUCUGGUAGACGGUAAACGCAUCCUUACCCUCUUGCAACUCAAACCUGGUCCUCAGAUGCAGGCUAUCAAUCAAUUGGUUCUCCUGUGGCAGCUGAGAUAUCCCCUUGGCUCACAAAGCCAGUGCGAGUCUUACCUGCUGUCGGAACAGCAGCAUGGAAGGAUAGGGGCGCCGGACAGGUGA
Wallemia ichthyophaga EXF-994 is the source of this 1626-nucleotide messenger RNA. RefSeq lists its product as uncharacterized. Gene Ontology annotation, molecular function: RNA binding; ATP:3'-cytidine-cytidine-tRNA adenylyltransferase activity. The coding region runs from base 1 to 1626 and encodes 541 amino acids. The transcript has a single exon. Gene Ontology annotation, biological process: tRNA 3'-terminal CCA addition. The record is from RefSeq and is a predicted model, not a curated record. NCBI's taxonomy places the organism in Eukaryota, Fungi, Basidiomycota, Wallemiomycetes, Wallemiales, Wallemiaceae.